Molecule: messenger RNA, 1179 nt
Organism: Cantharellus anzutake
Lineage: Eukaryota; Fungi; Basidiomycota; Agaricomycetes; Cantharellales; Hydnaceae
Exons: 4
Coding region: 1-1179 (392 amino acids)
Source: RefSeq, a predicted model, not a curated record
AUGGUUGCCGUCAAGGCUGAAAUUAAGUCUGAGCCUCACACUCCAAAGGUUCAAUGGGACACCAAUGAACGCUGGACAGAGCGCCCAAUUGAAUAUCUCACAAACCACCUUGAUGUUCGACUGAAAAUGUUCAGUGAUUCUGUCAAGGAUGCAAGGAAGGAGUCACGGAAAAAGGUUGUUGGUAGCAAACCCAAAGUUGAAUAUUACCGUGAGAUAGCAAAGGCUGUCUUUGAUGUCGAAGGGGAACCGGAUCGUGGCGCUUAUUUAAUGGAACCUGAGCGCUAUGCAACCUGUCUUAGGUCGGAUCACUUAAAGACAUACACCAGAUAUCGCAAAAUGCUACAGCAGACCGGUGAGGGCCUCAAAGAUGAGGAUGAGGAUAAGAAUGAAAUGCACAGAAACCAGCUAGAGAUGAUUCAUGCAUCUUUCCCAUGGUGGAACACACUGCAUGGAUGGUGGUCAGAGCAUCCAAAAUACGCAUUCCAGAUGGUAACAAACUCAACAAGCGGCACUGGGAAGAUGGUAAGUGAUUUUGAACAAGCCGUCUUUGUGCCUCCAGAGCAAGUUGCUGCACCCAUUGAGACCAAUACCUCCCGUCCACCUUCACCACCAGCCAUCGUAAAUGCACUGCUUUCCCAUGUCAACUCACCAAUUUCUUGGGCCGAACCACCACCUCAGGUUGACAUGGGACUUCUUAAUACGGACACCACCCUUUUUCGCAUGGAGUCGCCCACUGGUUUUCCACUCUCCCUUCCAGACUCGCAGCUCCCUGAUGUCAAGCCAGGGAUUAAUGCAGAAGACUCAAGUGUGUCUUCAUCUCAUACACUGGCAAGGUCAACCCCAGGGCCUGCCACACUCAAGUCCAAGGUUGACUUGACGCUCAUGGCUUCACGCACAUCAGGGUCAAAGGGCCACAAAGAUUUUAUUGCCGAUUUCCAUGAGGCAGCACGGGUUGAUCAGGUUCAAGCUCAACAAGAGGCUGAAUACCAUCAUGUACAGCAGAUGGCACGGUUUGAGCUCAAGAGAGAAAAGAUGCACCAUAAAUUUGAAAUUGAGUCGCUCAGGCUUCAGUUACAACUUGCGCAGGUCCAGUCACAGCCACAGCAGCAGCAACAGCUGCAGCAACAGCCACAACAACAGCAUGAUCCCACAUUUGAUUUUGGGAGUCUCAAUUUUUAG